Enterobius vermicularis (human pinworm) is the source of this 717-nucleotide messenger RNA. The record is from the annotation of a GenBank genome assembly. NCBI's taxonomy places the organism in Eukaryota, Metazoa, Nematoda, Chromadorea, Rhabditida, Oxyuridae.
AUGGUUAUUUGUGUAGAGGCAGUACCGAGCACGAGUAGAAGGAUGCCUUCAGUGUCGUUCAAAGUUAAUGCCGAAUACGGAAGACUUACUGAGCUCGUUCCGGGUCUCUUCAUCUGUGGUGUUAGUGCUAUAAAUGAAGACAUGUUAAAACAGUACAACUUUUCAUACAUAAUCAAUGCCACUUCGGAGGUUCCAAACUUUCGGAUGUAUGGCAGAACUCCACGGGUUAAGCUCUGGCUUGAUGAUACACUUGAUGCCUGUAUAUAUCACCAUUUUGAUCUGCAAAGCGAUCAGAUCCAGCAAAUUAUAUCUCAGGGUGGCCGUGUCUUGGUGCAUUGUUUAGCUGGUGUAUCAAGAUCAGCAUCAAUUUGCCUUGCGUAUCUUACCAAAUAUGUGUGCCGUUCAUUACGUGAAUCUUACAAUUUGAUGAACAUUAAACGACCACGGGUACGACCAAAUCUAGGAUUUUGGAAGCAGCUAAUAAAGUUUGAAGAGGAUAUCAAAGGUACACCAGCUUCAAUAACAUUGCUGAAAGAUGAUGCUCAAGAAGGCGGAUUGUUGCCAGAUGUUUACUGUAAACUUGCAUCAAUAAGAACUGAGAAUUCAACAGUUGAUGCAGAAUCGAAAAAAGAAUACCGGGUUCGUCAUUAUUCGGGUCAGAAGAAGUUUCAUCCUGUUCUUGAACCGUUACUGGAGGUAGUGGAGGCUACCGCUUAA